Messenger RNA from Pantherophis guttatus, 4185 nucleotides. Lineage: Eukaryota; Metazoa; Chordata; Lepidosauria; Squamata; Colubridae. The record is from RefSeq and is a predicted model, not a curated record.
UUUUAAAGAGAUGGGGUCAAGGGAAUUUUGAGAUCACUUUUCCACAACGGUUUCUGCCCAUCCUUCUAGAUCUGGCCAGGGUGGGCAUGUUCCAGCUCCCCUUUGUGUAAUAGUCACCUGGUAGAGGCUUGGUCUUCUCUCUUAUGGUGCCUAUCUUACAAAACCACUCCCCCCCCGGUCCCUCCCCAGAUACUGGCCCAUCUUUCUGUUGGCCUUCAGAAAAAUAGUGAUGAACAAGGUGUAGAAUGGGCGAAAGAUGAUGGUGAGAAUUAUCAAGGCCUCAACUUGGCUUGUUUUAAAUUAUCUCGGCCAAUCCGUCUCCUGUAAUACUGUAGUUUUCAAUGUAACCCAUCCCCCAAAGGAGGCAGGGUUUGAGUCAAGUCCGUAGUUUGUUGAAUUGCAUCCAGAAUUGUGGUGCGUCUCAAUUGUGAAUUGUGGUGGGGUCAGCAUGUUCAAUCUCUUGUUUCCCUUAGCACCUUCUAACAACUGUUGACGUGCCGUAUUCCAAAGGAGCGUUCUUGGGAGGCGAUAACAAAAGCUUGCAAUAAUUAACAGCACGAAUAAGAGAAGUGUGGGAGAUGGAAGUUGCAGAUGAAGUUAGGAAUUUUCUCUUCCUCCACAUGAAUUACAAACUCCAUGAGGGUAUUUUGAAUCCAUACAGUAAAAAUAGAGUUCAGCUAAAUGCCAAGUCACAGGCUCUGAUGAGUCCAACAAGUUCAGUUGUUGCAGCAGGACAGAAAAAAAGAUUCCAAAACCGCAUGAAAAAAACAAACAGAAUAUCUGGUACACCUUUCUCCUGCCUUGGAGACAAGGGCCCCCAGAGAAAAAGAAUCAAGUCCAGAUUAUCCAAAGGGGCAUCUGGAGGACACCUGUAUUUUAGUGGACUUGGAGCACUCCUUGCAAGAGACCUCCACCCAUAAUGCGAUCUUCCUAUCUCCCCCUCCAUCAGCCAAUUCCAAAUGAAUUCCAUCUGAAACCCAAUACAUGCUAGCAUCCAAUUUACAUCCUAGGUCCCUUCAAAAAAAAACCCCACCGGCAUAGAGUCACUGAGUAAAAAGGCACAUUCAAUAGUCAUGAACCCCAGUUGUACUCCACCUAGUCCCCAAAGGAAUCAAGAAGCAAUUCCAGAGGCCAAAUAGGUUUGUCUGAAGCAGGGAAAUUAGAGAAAUAAAGAAGUCUGUAAAACAAAGGGUUGCACUGGUGUUUUAUCAGCAAAGGAACUUUGUGGCCCAGAGAGAUUUGCACCCAUAAAAGGACCCAGCUGAUCCACAGUUACAAACCCAAAGCUCCCAAUGUCACCCCUACUCCUCUUUGUUAGACUAGACAUACUCAAUUCACUGGCAAACUAGAAGGAUUGCAGAGCUCACCUAACAGUGAGGGCUGUGGGCUGAGGGAAUGGUGCCCAGUCUUAAGCUGGAACUGUGAUGUGCAAAAAUACGCUUGUUUGAAGGUGGAGAAUGAGAAGGCUUGGUAUAAAAGCAUUCCUCUCCUCCGCCUCACCUCUGGUUAUCAGUGGGUCUCAGAAGAAGGAAGAAGGCUGCUGUGAUCUAUUGCCAGGUAUGAUUGCUUGGCAAGAGAAAAGGGCAGGUGUGCCACAGAAAGAUGACAAACAAUGACAGGCCCGCGUGGCCCAGAUCUCAGAGCAGGCUUGCCUUGGAAUCUCUUGAAUCCUCUAGCAGGACUCUAUAAAGUCUUAAUGAGACCACACCUAGAGUACUGCAUCCAGUUUUGAUCCCCACACUAUAAAAAACAUGUUGAGACUCUAGAAAGAGUGCAGAGAAGAGAAACCAGGAUGAUUAGGGGACUGGAGGCUAAAACAUAUGAUGAACGGUUGCAGGAACCGGGCAUGGCUAGUCUAGUGAAGAGAAGGACCAGGGGAGCAAUCUUCCAAUAUCUGAGGGGCUGCCACAGAGGAAGGAGGUCAAGCUAUUUUCCAAGGCGCCUGAAGGCCAAACAAGGAAUAAUGGAUGAAAACUGACCGAGGAGAGAUUCAACCUGGAAAUAAGGAGAAAUUUCCUGACAGUGAGGACAAUCAACCCAUGGAACAGAAGUUGCCUUCAGAAGUUAUGGAAGCUUCAUCACUGGAAGCUUUCAAGAAGAGAUUGGUCUGCCACCUGUCAGAAAUGGUGUAGGGUCUCCUGCUUGGACGGGGGGUUGGACUAGAUGAUCUACAUUGGUCCCUUCCAACUCUGUUUAUCUGUUAAGGACACCAAGGAAUGUGGAGAGCUGACCAGUCCUGCUGAAGGUUUACUUCAUGUCCGUGCAGAGUGUGGCUGGAGAGUUUCUGCAUAAUGGGGAUAUGGUGAGCUUUGGGUUUGCAUCUCUCUGUUUUCAACUCCAGCCAAGAAGAGUUUGGGCACCUGGAGCUAACCUGUGGCCAAUCUUGAAAACCUCUAGUAGGCUCAGAUCAGACAGCAAAGUUGUGAGCUAGGUUGGGGAAUCAAAAUCAAAAUCAUCUCAGAACAAGGCAAGACCCUUCCACGUUGCUGUCCUGACAGUUACAUUUUGUGCCAUGGAUGAACCAAGAAUCAAGGCGCCUUUUCAAGUUUGGAAAGGAAAUUUUUUCUCUGUUUCUCAAAUCAGGAAAUGUAGACCUUUCCUCCCACAAGGGUCUUGCAAUCUUGAAGGAGGUAGAAAGAGACGGGGGGGGGAGGAAGAGGAAGGGUGGGGGAAACCAAAGGAAGUAACUAUUUCACAACAAACAUGCUUUUGUGAUGUAUUGAUUGCAAUUCACACAACUUUCUCAAUUUGGUCAAUGAAUUCACCCAGUUUCUGGGUUUUCAUGAAAACCAAACCAUAAACUAAUCCAAAAGCCAUUUGAAACGAAUCAAACGAAACACCCCACGCAAAUGGGCUCUACCAAGAUGAAAGUUGUGGGAGAAAACUGUUUCCUUAUCUGAUGGGUUCUUGUCCCUGAAGUUCCAGGACUGGGUACCUCCUUUCCUUGUGCGUGGAAAUAAGCGAGCAAGUGAAAGUGAUGGGAGCAAAGAGCAUCUCUCCAGAGGCAGUGGAAGAUGGAGAUCAGAGGACACUCUGGAGCUGGUAGGCAAGCAGGGCAUUCAACACCCCCUUUCCAACCUUUGCUCUCUGGGUCUGGGGUGGCAGACAGCUGCUGUCCCCCAGCCAGGUUCUUUCCUUCCUACAAGAAAGGGCUGCGGAGCCCUGGAACAUCUGCCAGCGUCAAGGUCCCUGACACAAAGCCCUCGAUUGUGCUCCCAUGAAUGCCUUGGCUGUCUCUCCGGGCAGGGCAGGGCAAGCAUCACUGGGGCCUGGCCAGCAUCUCUCUGCAGCCCCCCUUCCCUCCACCCACUAGGUAGUCUAGUUUCACCUCCACAUGCCUCUGCCCAGGCUGGGAAUCCAGGGGCAUUGCUCACCUGGCUCUCCUUGGGCACAUUCUUGGAUAUCUAACUGGGAGUUCUGGAAUUACAAGGCAAUUCGACUCAGUCUGAGGAAAGAAAGAUCCGGGAUGGAGGAGCAGGCCGUGGCCCACACUACUCUCAACACAGAAAAGCCCCCUCCAGCAGAAUCCCACAGCCCGUCCAGAAUAUUUGGGGCCAUCCUCUCCAUUAUGUUGACCUGUGGAAUUAUCUGCAUCACGGUGGCAACAACUGUCAGCUUCACCCGGGUUUCGCCCAAGCCUCUUUCGCAGGUAAUGCGACUAAACUUCCAGAAUCGCCCGGGAUCCUCGAUGAACCAGUCGGUAGUGGUCAGCAAGGCCAAGAAAACCAUCACCUACUACAUCACCUCUUCCAGUAACCAAACCACCGCCAUCCUGUUUGACUGCAAGAAUGGUUACGUCUGCUAUAAGCUGUCAGGGCACAGCAAUUGUUACCUGAAGAGGAUGAAUGCCCGGGAUCAGGAUGCUGCCCAGGCCUCCUUCAACCUAUCCAAGCACAAGGAGGACCCGCUGCUGCUUCCCAGCCACAGUUCGCAAUACUACCAGGAAUUCCUGGGGGUUGUGCCAGGGAGCCUGGUGCAGCCAGCGGAGGCAGGAGAGGCCGCCCGGGCUCUGUGCAAGCAGGUGCCCAUCCGCUGGGUUAAGAAGAAAGAUGAUCCUCCAAAGCAGCGGCUCAUCUACCUGUGCAUUGACAUCUGCUUCCCAAACAACAUCUGUGUCUCCAUCUGUUUCUACUACCUUCCCGAGUGAAGGUCCAAAGAGACCGACUUCCGUGGUUCAGCUUGGCU